Molecule: messenger RNA, 813 nt
Organism: Mercurialis annua (annual mercury)
Lineage: Eukaryota; Viridiplantae; Streptophyta; Magnoliopsida; Malpighiales; Euphorbiaceae
Product: CASP-like protein 2B1
Exons: 3
Coding region: 79-687 (202 amino acids)
Source: RefSeq, a predicted model, not a curated record
AAUGCUUUAUGUCAUUUGAGAAUUCUUGUCUUCAUUUCUCUCUUCAUCUAAGAUUCACUUUGUUUUUUUGUUUAAAAUAUGAGUUAUUUGGGCGUUGGUAUUAGCCCUGGAAAUGUACCAGUCUACCAUGGUAGUAAUUUGAAGGUGGUUGAUAAAAGAGUGAGGCUUGCAGAGCUUCUACUGAGGUGUUUGAUCUGCGGGUUAGGUGUUCUUUCAGCUGUUCUUAUAAGCACCGAUACCCAAGUUAAAGAAAUCUUCUCUAUUCGAAAAACUGCUAAGUUUACAGAUAUGAAAGCCCUCGUGUUUUUGGUGAUAGCAAAUGGGAUAGCUGCAGCCUAUUCGUUGGUGCAAGGAGUGCGUUGCGUGAUUUGUAUGGUUCGAGGGAGCGUGCUGUUCAACAAGCCUGUAGCGUGGGUCAUCUUCUCGGGAGAUCAGGUGAUGGCAUACUUGACGCUGGCUGCAGUGGCAGCGGCUGCACAGUCGGCUGCGUUUGCGAAGCUCGGACAACCGGAGCUACAAUGGAUGAAAAUAUGCACAAUGUAUGGAAAGUUCUGUAACCAAGUAGGGGAGGGGAUAGCAAGUGCAAUGUUGGUUAGUGUAAGCAUGGUGGUGCUGUCCUGUAUCUCGGCGUUCAGCCUCUUCCGCCUGUACGGGACUAACAAGGCCAAGGAUUGUAUUAGGUGGUAGCUCUAUGUGUAUGAUCCUCUCUUAGGUUGUGGGCUGUGUUACAUAUAAGAUGAUGAAGCCAAAUAGUGUGGGACUUAAUUUGUAACUCUCCUGUUUAAAAUAAAGCUGUUUUCUUUUUUAAAUUUA